Molecule: messenger RNA, 402 nt
Organism: Plasmodium gonderi
Lineage: Eukaryota; Apicomplexa; Aconoidasida; Haemosporida; Plasmodiidae
Product: DNA-directed RNA polymerase II 16 kDa subunit
Exons: 3
Coding region: 1-402 (133 amino acids)
Biological process (GO): transcription initiation at RNA polymerase II promoter; positive regulation of translational initiation; nuclear-transcribed mRNA catabolic process, deadenylation-dependent decay
Cellular component (GO): P-body; RNA polymerase II, core complex
Molecular function (GO): nucleotide binding; translation initiation factor binding
Source: RefSeq, a predicted model, not a curated record
AUGGCUGGCAACAACGACCAAGGGGAUAUCAAAAACUUGGAUCUUGGCCCAGAGUUCAAAAACUGCAAGUGUCUAAACCUUUGUGAAUUGCAACUCAUUUUAGGGGAUCAACUCAGGUUAACUUCUAAACGAAAUGAAGGAGCACAAGCGCUGAUAAAGUCCUCGUUCGACUACGCAAAUAAAUUUGCCACGAUAAAAAACAGAAGUUCCAUUGUAGAUGUCAGAACGAAUUUGGAACGUUUAGGGGAAUUGCAUGAGUAUGAAAUAGCCAUGUUAGUUAAUCUUCUCCCGAAGACGAUUCAGGAGGCGAGGUAUUUCAUCCCAUCACUGAUUAGACUAAGCGAUGAAACGUUAAAUUCUAUUUUGGAGCACCUCAUUAGUUAUAAGAUGUAUGUUUCCUGA